This is a messenger RNA of Limulus polyphemus (Atlantic horseshoe crab), 2833 nucleotides long. RefSeq names its product alpha-catulin-like. Gene Ontology annotation, molecular function: actin filament binding; cadherin binding. Lineage: Eukaryota; Metazoa; Arthropoda; Merostomata; Xiphosura; Limulidae. Gene Ontology annotation, biological process: Rho protein signal transduction; cell adhesion. The coding region runs from base 16 to 2340 and encodes 774 amino acids. The transcript has 17 exons. The record is from RefSeq and is a predicted model, not a curated record.
CUGCCGCUAACCAAAAUGGCAGGAGCGCCUAGGCAAGAUUUACGCAGCAUGGAAAUAAAGACCAAGUCAAUCGAGCAAACAUUAAUUCCUUUAGUGUCUCAGAUAACUACUCUAGUCAAUGCUAAAGAAAAGCCCAUUAAGUCCGAGAAAACUUUACGUGCCAUUGUACGAGUUGGUCAAGCCGUCAAUUUAGCAGUUGAAAGGUUUGUGUCCGUGGGGGAAGCUAUUGCAGAUGAUAAUCCUGAGAUUAAAGUUGACAUGUAUGAAGCCUGUAAAGAUGCCAGGGCUGCAGGUGGUAUGAUUGAACAGCUAUGCGAAAUACAACGAGCAGAUGUUGGACAAGCUCGUCACUGUGCUGAUAAAAAUGGUAUGGUUCGAGCUGCACGGGCUCUCCUAUCAUCAGUAACACAAGUGUUGAUAUUAGCUGAUACUGUUGUACUCAAACAACUACUGAGUGCAAAAGACAGAGUGUCUAUUAGUUUGAACAGACUGGAAAAUGUGGCUAACUUUACAGAAUUUGUGAAAGCUUUCAGCCAGUUUGGUACUGAAAUGGUUGAAUUAGCUCAUUUGUCUGGAGAUAGACAAAAUGUAAGUGUGUUUGGUAUAUUACGAAAUUUAUUAAAGAGAUACACACUUGUUAUACAUAUACUCUUUCAGACAUGCCUAAGACAUCCAGAAUGUGAAACUGCCCGAGAAAAUCGAGACACUGUGUUUCUCCAGAUGAGAAGAGCAAUGGAUCUGGUUCAUUUUGUUGUUAAAGAUGGAGUCAUUCCAGAUUUAGCUCCAUCCAGUCGAGGCACAACAGAAUCACGAAGUAACAGUGGUUCCUGUUCUAAGCAUAGCAAAAAAUCCAAUGUUGUUGCAUGGAAGCUACAGGAUCUAGACCAGUGCCUCACUGUUCAUAAUGCUAUUAAGAAAUUUGAGGAUAUUGUGGAAAUGACACGAAUGACACUGGUUGGGCCUGCCUACAGAGACCAGUUGACAAGUGCCUUAGAUGCAGUGGUGGAGCGCACACAAGACUUCACUGACUCAGCCUACACUUCUCAUGAACACAGAGAAAAGAUACUUCUACUGUGUGAUCGUGCUAAACUAGAGCUAAACCAACUACUUAGAAUAGGUGUAGGACUUGACCAAGCAGGCUCUAUCUCACCAAGUGAAGAUCUUGAAGCAUCCAUUCUUCAAACUUUAAGGGCUAGUAAAGAUCUUAAACAACAGCUACAAGAUACUGCCUUGGAUCAUGCUGAUGAGCUUUUCAAAGUCACAGAUGAGGCUGAAUUUAUGAGCCAACUAAAAAAUGCAGCUAUUGCUGGUGACCAGGACAGGUUAGAAGAAUUUGCUGAAAAAUUCAGUGAGCAUGCCGACCAUGUUCAAGAGGUUUGUAAACUGUUACACCAUGUUGCCAGCACAGAAUCUCUACAAGUUACCUCAAAAAACUUGGAUUAUUGCUUGAAAAUUUAUGGAGUUCAGGUGCUUAAUGCUUCUCACACUUUGUGUUUGCAUCCAAAAAGUAAGAUAGCCAAAGAAAACCUUGAUGUUUUCAUGGAAGUUUGGCAGUCAUUAGUUAACGAUGUAGCCUCCAUUUCUUCAGAAAUAGCAGAAUUGUGUCGAGGAAGGAUACCCGAGAAACCAGUUUACAUGUCACUUCCAAGACCUGGUAGACAUGGCACUACUAGUAAGCCCUUGAAGCCAGUAAAGCUAGACAUGGAGGAACAAGCAAAAAUUGCUAAGCUGGGUCUUGAAAUGAAACUUCUUACAUCUGAAAUGGAUGCAGAAACAGAAAAAUAUUCAUCAACGGACAACAAUGACAUAGUUUUUAGAGCACGUAACAUGUCUCAAAUGGCCUUUUCAAUGUACCAGUUUACUCGUGGGGAAGGAGAUUUGAAAACAACUCAAGAUCUCUUCACUCAAGCAGAAUUUUUUGCAGAGGAGGCAAACAAACUUUACAAGUUGAUUCGUCACUUUUCAUACCAGGUGCCAGGUGGCCAGCAUAAAAAGGAACUCUUGGAUUACCUUGAUAAAGUGCCCACAUUUGUCCAACAGUUACAGUUCACAGUAAAGAACCCUACUGUAGGGAAAGCAGCUACUUUUACUAAGGUUGACAAUGUCAUACAGGAGACAAAGAAUUUAAUGAAUAUAAUAUCUAAAGUGGUAACUACUUGUCUUGUAUGUGCAACAGAGUUCAACUUGGACUUCAGAGGCAGUAGCAGUACUAGCCGCUCAAGAAACACUUCACCUUAUCGUAAUGAACUCGAUGAAUAUACUUUCACUGAUGGACCCAACAGUAUAGCAGGAAUGCCCUCAAAGGAAGGGGGAACUAGUGUUUCUGAUCCAAAUAUAUGACAGUUUGGGUUGGGCCCACGAAGGGCCAGAGGUGACCCACGUCGCACUCGCGUGUCUUUUUUACUCUUUUAGGGUCAAAAUUCAAACGAAAUCAGUAAAAUAAAAUGCCAGGUUCUUAGUGACCAGUCUUCUAAGAGCUAUCUCACUAUAUCCUAUAUAUUAUAAUUUUGUGCUUAUUCUAGUCUUGUAUCAUAUUUAGUUAUUUUCUUUGGUCACAUACAAUAUCCAAAUUAAAUUUAAGGUACUAUUUGAAUUAAAUUUAAUAAGUUAUUGUUUAAUAAAGUUUUUUUAAAUAAUUAAAGUGUUUUCAGUUUACAGUUGAAAAGCUGUGUUUUAAAGUUAGUUAGUUAACCAAGAUUAUCCAAACACCCUGAACAUUUUUAUAACAUACCAACUUAUUUGUCAGUAUUCCACUGUAAUAUAAUACUUAGUUUGUAUUUUUUAAUAGAAAUGUUUUUAUUUAAUUUUAUGGAAAAGUUUAUAUUUAAAUUUG